Messenger RNA from Bicyclus anynana (squinting bush brown), 3822 nucleotides. RefSeq names its product MPN domain-containing protein CG4751. Gene Ontology annotation, cellular component: BRISC complex; BRCA1-A complex. The record is from RefSeq and is a predicted model, not a curated record. NCBI's taxonomy places the organism in Eukaryota, Metazoa, Arthropoda, Insecta, Lepidoptera, Nymphalidae. Gene Ontology annotation, biological process: double-strand break repair. Gene Ontology annotation, molecular function: metallopeptidase activity; polyubiquitin modification-dependent protein binding. The transcript has 7 exons. The coding region runs from base 141 to 2831 and encodes 896 amino acids.
AGUUUGUUUCCAAUUUGACGUUUGUGGUUUGUUAAUUGUUUGUGAAUUGUGGUGAAUUGUGAUUUGAUUUUGUAUGCAAAUAUAUUGAUUGAUGAAUUAAGUUUUAUUUAUGAAAGAAAGGUGAAUGUACAGGAGUAAAAAUGGACAUGCCAACAUCACAUUUAGCUGCUGCUUUAAUGUCGGGCAACAACACGUUCAGCACUCCUCAAACAGAAUCUCAUAACAUUAUAUCAGACAAUGCUGUCGAGGAUAAGAAAGAGAAACCUUCUGAAGUCCAGAAAGGACCCCCUUACGAAGAUAAAGAAGAACUCGCAAGUGGGGAAGAUUUUUCAGAUGAGGAAUCUGAAGCCCAGCAGGGAAGUAAGUCUAUGCCUGGUAGGGGAGUGACACUACAAAUGCUUUUAGAAGAAAAGAUGUUGGAGCCAGGCACUGCAGCUAUGACUAUAGAAUAUUUGGGGCAGAAAUUUGUAGGAGAUUUGCAGGCUGAUGGUAAAAUAAAGUCUCAUGAAACUGAAACAAUUUUUUGCUCUCCAUCUGCAUGGGCUAUUCACUGCAAGAGGAUAAUUAACCCUGAUAAAAGGUCAGGCUGUGGUUGGGCCUCUGUGAAAUAUAAGGGGAAGAAGUUGGAUACUAUCAAAGCCACAUACCUUAGAAGGAAACAAUUACAAAGGGAAAAUAUGCACACAGAUGAAGAAACAGAAAUGGAGGUAGAAAGCCCUCCGGAGCCACCACCACAAAGAAUAGUGACCAAACAUAAUACUGUACCAAAUAGGAUGAUGCAGCAUGAUGCAAAUAUGCUUAUUGAAGCUGUUUCAUUUGCAUCAGCAGGGAAGGUACAACCUUUCUUAGUAACAGUGAGUUCUAAUGCUCUACUUGUUCUUGAUAUACAUUGUCAUUUAAAGAAGGAAGAAAUGUAUGGUUAUCUUGCAGGAACUUGGGACCUAAAUAAUCACAAUAUAAUGAUAACACAUACAUUUCCUUGUUUGAUAAGUAAAAACGACAAAAGGCCUAAAGUUUUUGUUGAGUUGGACAUUCAAAUUCAGAUAGAGAAACAGGGUCUAACUCUAUUGGGAUGGUAUCAUUCCCAUCCAACAAAUCCUGCAAUGCCAAGUCUCAGAGAUUGUGAUAAUCAGUUAGAAUAUCAAAUAAAAAUGAGAGGACCAUCCGAAAUAUCAUAUAUUCCUUGUAUUGGAGUAAUUUGCUCUCCCUACAACCCAGAAAGCCCAGUUUUGGAGUCAACUUUGACAUUUUUCUGGGUAAUGCCACCACCAGAGCAACGCCCUACGGAAUACCCUCGCCCAUUGUUGCUGCAGUAUAACAUGGUCAAUGACAGCCAUCUAUCAACGCACGCUAUGGAAGAAAUUAAGAAAAGCAUAAAAUAUUACAUAACAUUCAAAGAUGAUGCAUUUAUUAAUUUUAAGGAUAGUUACAAACCAGAUAUAUCUUAUUUGGAUAAGUUAAAAUGUACGUUAACGCCCAAGUUCCCGCGCGAACAGAGUGAUGGAUUGUUGUGGCACUUUAUUAGAGAUGAACUAGGAUGCUCCUCUGAACAUGAUGAUAAAAUGGAUUUGGAUGCUUUACUAGCUGUACCUCAACAGAUUCCUCCAUCCAAACCAAAUCCAACAACCAUACCUAACUUCCCUUCAGUUAGUACCUUGCAGCAAAUGGUUAGCAGACCUGCAGGGGUUCCGCCAAUUAAUGUUUCUUCAGCAAUGGGCUCUGGUUCGCCUCAUAAGUUUGAAACACCACCUUUAAAUAUACCUGUGCUACCCACUUCUUCAAAAUCUUCUAAGUCAAGUACACCAUCUCUUCCACCUUCAUACCCUACUGGCUUGGACAUGUUGACCAGUAUGGCUUUAGGCUUAGGUUCUGCAAAUAUGCCAUUGCCGAUGGGUGCAGCUGGGUUAGAGAGUUUAGCCGCUGCUAAUAGUAUGCUGGCGGGCUUCAGUCCUGGAAUGUCAUCUAAUUUAGCAGCAAGUUUAUCUAGUAGUAAACUGCCUGAUCUUCCGUCUUAUGCUGCAUCACUGCAGAACUUGUCGAGCAGUGUAGGGAGCUACGAAAAAACGUCUACCAGCACUUCAACUAGUUGUACCACCUCCGCAUCACCUAUUCCGGCUAAUAUAGCUUCGAAUCUCAUGAUGAGUUCGGCGGAUAUCGCCAAUGCGUUGUUCUCGGCCAGCAAAUAUUCAAGUGCUGGUAUACUGGGAAUACCAGAUCCAAUGUCGAAGUCUACACUAGCUGCUAAUAAUAUGUUCUUGUCUCCGUCGUUGUUGAAAAUGCAAGAGUCACUAUUGAAACCUUUAUCGAGCAGUAGUCCAAUUCCUUCGAAAGUUGGCUUAGAUCAGAAUAUCUUGAUGAAGAGCCCGCAUGAUUUAAUAAAAAGCAGUAAAGAUUAUCUUCCUCCUGAUUUCAGUAAUAUCAGCAAAGGAAAAGACAGCUCUCUAGAUCCCAUUAAGCAUUCAGACAUUAGUGUAUCUAAAGGUGAGUCUUCGAAAUCGAUUAUUUCGGAACCUCAGGUGUCAGAUUAUCCACAGAUAAGUGCUUCGCCUCGUUUGGGAGGAGAUCCAUUCUUGAAUCAAAUGUUGGAAUUGACUAAAAAAACGACUAUUCCUGAUUACGCAUCAGACUACAGUCAAUCUCGUAAAAUAACUGAAGAGGAAAUGCAAAAAAUUUCUACUUCAUCGUUCUCAUACUCCAGCGCUGCCAGUAUUGCAGACACCAUAGCUCAAGUAGCGAUGGGUAAUUUCGGCAAAAUAGACGAUGUCGUAGACUACAGCAAAAGCCAAGAUUACACUACAUCAAAAAGCUUGAAUAGUGAAAGUGACAACUAGUUUUUUAAUUUUAUAGAAUAGCCUAAAAGUAAAUUUUACAUUUACUUGAUCUGUAUUUAAAUGAAAUGUUUAUGUACCUAUUAAUAUGUAUAUAAAAGAUAAUAUAGAUCCCAAAAAAUCACAGUCGUGGAUGAUCACCAAUUAUCGAUAAAUGCUGAUAAUUUAAUCAGUGAUAAUAAAAUUAUAAUGACGUAUCCGCGAUAUGGCGAUGCUUGAAUAUAUUAGUUGAUUGGCAUUGUUCAACGCGUUCGUUACAAGUUCAAAUGAUAAUUGCGUUGUAUUUUAUUUAAUAAUUUUCUUAAAAAUGGUAAUUUCAAAUAUUUGAUGUGAUUCAAACUGAUUUGUGCAUGUUCCCCUUGAAGGUAUGUUAAGUGUCCUUUUAUUAAAAUGGUGCAGGUUUUGGUAGGUUCUGCUGCACCUUUAAAAACAUACAUUAGUAGAUAUGUUUAUGUUCUGCUUAUUUUUAAAAUAUUUGAAGUAACUUCAUGUUGAAAAAUGACUUCUCUACUUUGUAUGUAUUUAGUACUUACUAUUAUUUUGUAAGACACUUUUUUAUGUUGUACUUACGACAUUUUUUUAUAUCAGUUUUGAUUAGGUACCUAGAAGCGACUAAGGGACACGUAGAUAAUCACAGUUUUACAACAGCUGGUGUAGAUCUAAAAAUAUAUUCAGUAUUAUCCAAAUUAUGCAUUUUAUAUUAUUCUGGAAUGAAUAAAAUUAAAACAUUUUUUAUUAUAAACCUUAAACGAAGAAUAUUUAAUAAGUAGGUAUUUACCCAUACUUGUAUUUUCCCAAGUACACUUGUAAAUGGAAUUUAAAAGAGUAAUCCUAAUGAAUAAGGGUUUUAAUAGCUUGUAAACAAUUAUUAUUAUUUAUUUACCUAUAAGACUGCAUUUUAUAGCAUUUCUUAGUGCUGCUUGGAGAUAAAUGUGCAUUAUUCCAAGUUCCAAGAAUAAGACUAAUAGAAUAAAUAUAUUAAAAGCAAAUACAA